ACAGGUAAGCGCCCCGAAGGCACUGUUGUCCGUUUAUAGCCUAAUGUUUGCUUUUCAGUUCUUGCGUUUGCAUUUACAACUCAAAAGUGAUAAAAGUUAUAUUUUCGUGUCAGGAUUAUCCAGUUGGGCAAAACAUGUAAGUGUGAUGAACUGUGUUUGAACACAGAGCUUAUUAUUUGCAAUUUUCAAAAAGCUUAUGGGAAAAUUCUAUGAGGAUUUUAGCGAGGGAACCAGUUUUUUUGCUAGCAGCUGAUUGGCCUACAAGGUGAAGUCAUAAUUCCUCUGCUUUAUAGCCACUCUGUUAUUUUAAUCCAUGCCUCAGAAAAUUCAAGUUAUUCUUAAAAUCCAGAGGUGGUUCAACAAAGUACUAGUGGUGUUUUUAUUUUGUGAUUCCAUAUCAUUUUUUCCUUAAAUUUGUUAGAUUCCAUUUUUUUUUUCCUUCUGUUUGAUCUGUGAAAACAGUUGUAAUUGACUACAGUCUGUGUUUCAUACAGCCAGAAGGUUGGAUUGUUAAAUGGAAAUAGUUUUGUGGCAUGUGUGAGUUCGUUUGUUUUUUUUCUACACAAUUAAACAUUUGAAUAACCAUGACUGGCGAUACCAUACUUUUUGCCAGGGGUUGUCAAAACUAAACCUUGCCAUAAUGGGAAUGCGAAGACAUUGGCAUGUACAGUAAUGUGACUGCACCUAUGGUGACACAAGGCAUUAAAAAAACACAAAUAUUAAUUUAAAUAAAUGUUUAAUAUAAGCUGGUGGUUCAAUUAGAAAUAAUAAUCACUAUAAAAGAGGCAGGGCUUAAGAUGCUUUACUAAAAAAAAAAUUUCUUCUUCACAGAAAGAGGAAGUGAGCGAAAGAAUAGUUCAUGCAUGGUCUAAACAAGUCCAGUGUGAAGUUUAAGGCAAAUGAUAAACUUCUGCAGAGUGAAGGCAUAGACAGCUUCAUCUAGACUUACUUUAAAAUGUUUGCGUUUACAACAAACUCUAAUUUCCUGCGCUUCUUUUGGAGAUUUGCAUUAGGUUUAAGUAUCUGCAAUGUGGUUUUAACUCGAAUAACAAAGCGCUGCAUUACUAUAGAGGAGCAUCUUCUCAAACAAAUGCCGUGGACUCCACACUGCCUCCAUUAUCCAGGAAAGGGUCCAUACGCAAACUGCAAUAUCACAGACCUGAGCACUGAUCUGUCACAGGUAGGCUUUGAGGUUAGAACCCUUUGUGUCUUUGGAGAUAUUACGAGCAUUCCUGCUAAAGCCUUUUCACACUUACCUUCUCUGGAGGUACUUCACAUAGAUGGAAUACGUCUGGAGAGAGUUCAGGCUGGUGCCUUUGAAGGACUCCCCAAUCUUAAGUAUCUGUCAAUGCUUUUCAGUGAUGAACUCUACAGAUUGGUCAGAAUAGAUAAUCGGUCAUUUGCUGGUCUGAAUAAUUUGGAGGAGUUGUCACUGACAGGUCUGAUGCUGCUCAAUGGAUCCAGUGGUAUAUUUGACCCAUUGGUUAGUUUAAUCAGAUUAGACAUUGUCAGAACUUGCGCACAAGACCUUGGUGAAAUUUUCUGUUGUAUUUCGAAUGGAAUGACCCGGCUAAGACACCUAAAUGUAGAAGACAGUGAGAUUUCAACAAUUGAGAACAAAGGAUGUCCAGGGGGCUCAAUGACCUGGCCGCUUACUGCCCUUUCUGGGGUUCAAAAUCUGUAUUUAAUUGGGAACAAUAUUAAAUAUAUUCAAGCAAACUCCUUAAUUAUAUUCCAGAACCUCUCAAGCCUUUUUCUGGAGUUCGAGGGCAAGUCCCUGGGCAGUAUUUGGGAGUCUGGAGUUGGAAAAGUCAAUGAUUUGACUUUGAAAGGGAAAGUAUUAAAAAAAUACUCAACAAACUUCAAAGAUUUGUGUCAUCUUGUAUCGAGUCUUUAUUCGCAAUCACUCAGCCUUGUUUAUACAUCAAUAGACAGACUAACUGCUGAGGACUUGAAGGACUGUGGGACUAAGUUGACAAAGUUAUUAAUCCAGAAUUCCAAAAUAGACAACCUAGACUUUAGGUUUUGGACCAGUAAACUGGAAAUGCAGGCCCUUCAAAUGGCCUACAUGAAGUUGACAGAUGCUCCCUUUUGUUUUGUUGCGAACAGCACAAUGUGGUCUUUAACCUCACUGGACCUCACUGGAAACUCUAUCACCAAUAUUGAAGGAGAUCAGUUUGCAUGUAUGCCUUUUCUUGAGCAGCUCUAUCUGAGCCAGAAUGCCAUUAAAACCCUACAGCUGCAUGCAUUUCGAGGUUUGCCUCGACUUAAAAUCCUGCAACUUGACUCAAACAAGAUCUGGCAGCUUUCAGCCAAUGAUUUCAAAAACCUUCGGGCUUUAGAGGUUCUGCUGAUUAACGAUAACAUCAUUGAGACCAUAGAGACAGGAACAUUUUGGGACCAGCGGGAGCUUUGUGAACUGUCAUUUGGUAGACUGGAAUAUGUUUAUGAGUUGCAUCUAGAGAACAUUUUUUUUGAAUUUCCACCAAAGUUACAGCGACUCAGCAUCGAUGCACAUUAUGGAACUAAUAUUUACAUUGGAAACGCAUCACCACCCAAUGGAACAUUUGCUUUGGAACUAAAUGGAGAGAGACUGGGUUUUGUGGGCUGUGAUAGUGAUGUUUUAAUGGCAGUCCGUGAGUUGAAAGUCAAUUGCACCUACUUCCUUUGCAAGGACAGUUUUAUGGCUCCCUAUUUCCUAAACCUGGAAUCUCUCGAGAUCUCAGGCGGAGCUGAAAGGGCACCUCUCAAUUACGCUACAAUCAAUAAUCUUCACCAUCUCAAGCAUCUCAAACUCGCAAGGUUGAACUUCCCCAAUUACACAGAAUCUAGGAGUGCCUUCUGGAACCUGACUCAACUCCAGACCCUCGUGGUGGUAAACUGUCAUCUUAGUUUCCUCACCAAGAGCAUGUUCAGAGAUCUGACCUCUCUGCAGCUGUUGCGUCUCUACAGUGACAGUCCUCUGAUCUUGACUGAUGGUGUGUUUGGGGUUUUACCAGUGCUAAAAGCGUUCAUUCUGGACAGAGUAGAUUUCCAGUGCAGUUGUGAGAAUGGCUGGCUACUUGAUUGGGCAGACAGCACUGAAAAAGUGCAGGUUAUCUACUUGCAAAAGCAGCAGUGUGUCUGGCACUAUCAGAAACUCAACUUCUUGGCCACAAUGGAGAAGCUCUGCCAGACUGAUGCGCAGUACAUCUGCUAUGUAGCCACAGCCAGCAGCAUUAGUCUUCUGUUGUCGGCAGCCGUUGGAUAUCAAUUUGCUCGCUGGCCUUCACUUGUCCUCUUCUUACGCCUGAAAGGUUGGAUGGAGAGGAGGUUUGGUCGACGGUGGAAUAGGAGAAGAAGAAGAAUGGAGGAUGACUAUGGGGAGAUCGAGGAGAUGCAGUAUGAUGCAUUUGUGUCUUUCUGCAGCCAGGAUGAGGCUUGGGUUUUGGGGGAAAUGGCUUCUCGGCUGGAGGAACAAGGUAACCCAAGACUGAGACUGUGUCUGCACAACAGAGACUUUGAGGUGGGUAAAGAUAUCAUGGACAACAUCACAGACAGCAUCCACAACAGUCAGUGCACUGUUUGUCUGAUCAGCCGGCGGUAUCUGCGCAGUGACUGGUGUGGUCUGGAGAUGCGAGUGGCCACACACCGGCAGCUGGAAGAGCAGAAACACCGUCUCAUCCUCAUCUUCCUCCAACACAUCUCUCCCUUUGAGCUCUCAGCCUUUCAUCGUUUGGCAAAACUGGUGAGAUCCCGUACAUAUCUGGACUGGCCAGAGGAAGAAGGAGACCGAGAGCACUUCUGGGAUCGACUAAGGAGGAACAUUGCAGAAGAUUCUGAAGCUUCUUAAACUACUAGCAGGUUCCUGCUCCAUGAAUGAAUACAAGGAAC
This is a messenger RNA of Danio rerio (zebrafish), 3873 nucleotides long. The record is from RefSeq and is a predicted model, not a curated record. Lineage: Eukaryota; Metazoa; Chordata; Actinopteri; Cypriniformes; Danionidae.